Molecule: messenger RNA, 900 nt
Organism: Fusarium venenatum
Lineage: Eukaryota; Fungi; Ascomycota; Sordariomycetes; Hypocreales; Nectriaceae
Molecular function (GO): oxidoreductase activity
Source: RefSeq, a predicted model, not a curated record
AUGGCUAUUCAGAAAGUUGCCGUCAUUGGAGGCUCUGGUCUUCUCGGAUCCAAGGUCGUCGAUAGCCUUCUCAACACUGGCUUCGAAGUCACAGUCGUAAGCAGAAACGAGUCCUUAGCAAUCUUUCCUGAUAAUGUGAUUGUCAGACGUGUCGACAUCACCUCUGUCGACUCGGUCAAGGAUGCUGUCACCGGCCAGGAUGCCGUUGUUUCAACAGCGACUACCAUAGCCUCUGGAGGCCAGAAAGUUAUCAUUGACGCUGUUAUUGCUGCCAGAGUUCCUCGAUUUAUCCCUUCUGAAUUUGGUAUUCCUUCUCGUCAGAACCGUGAUAAGAAAAUCGGGAAAAUUCUCGCUGCCAAGGUGCAGAAUACUGAUUAUCUAAUUGAGCUUUCCAAACAGCACGAUUGGUUCUCGUGGACUGGUCUUUCCAACGGUCUCUUCCUAGAUUCGAACCUCAAAAACCCCUAUAGCUUUAUCGAUAUCAGGAACCGCAAGUUCCGCGUGGUAGAUUCGGGAAACGAGCCGUACUCCACAACUUCCCUUAGCUUUAUCGGAAAAACUGUAGCUUCUAUCCUCAAGAAGCCUGAAGAAACGGCGAACAGAUAUCUCAAUAUUGCAGGUGUCACUACGACACAAAACGAGGUUCUGAGGAUUGUUGAACAAGUCACUAGAGAUAAGUUUGACGUCUCGCAUGCCAGUAGUGCCGAUGUAGAGAAGAUUGGCGAUGACAAGAUUGCCAAUGGAGACUUUAGUGCUUUUGGAAACUAUUUGGAGCAGUUCUUGUUUGCUGAUGGCGCCGGGAACGCGUUGAAGGGCGAUGAGAAUGCUAUUGGGCUCCUUGGGCUCGAGGUGGAGAGUCUAGAGGGUGUUAUCAAGACUGUUUUAGCUGAGGUCGAAUGA